Messenger RNA from Physcomitrium patens, 3073 nucleotides. Its product is annotated as C-terminal binding protein AN. The record is from RefSeq and is a predicted model, not a curated record. Gene Ontology annotation, biological process: microtubule cytoskeleton organization. NCBI's taxonomy places the organism in Eukaryota, Viridiplantae, Streptophyta, Bryopsida, Funariales, Funariaceae. Gene Ontology annotation, molecular function: NAD binding.
UCAGCCAAGGAACUAUCAAAUGCAUGGGGUUGGAUCCUGUUACAGCCGCCAGGCACAGAAUGUCGGCAGCACCCUCUCCGACAUGAAUGCGCCGCACGGCUGCCUAACUCACCAAAUGAACCAAAAAGCUGAGGGAAAUAUAUUAGUGAUGUUCCGAGCGGUGUGAUUGACGCCAGGGGAACACCUUGAAAGUCUGUGCUUCGGUGCUGCAGCAGCACCUGAGUCACGAGAGUUUCCGUUUGCGAGUGACACUGGGGGUGGGCCUUAUGGGAUAACCGUCUUUUUUGCCUUUGAACUGCCCUCUCGCCUGACAGCAUCCUGUUCCUAUCUUCGACCUACGCAUCGAUUUUGCAGCCAACCAAAGAGUUGCACUGGGAGUCCGUGCCGCAGGGAGCCGGAAGCUGCGUCCUGUCGUCUUGCUUGGGUUACCGCUCCCACCCCGUUUGGUGCACCAUGCCAUCCACCAUGGCCAAACCAGCUUUUUUGUAGGAGUUGAAUUAGUGCUCGUAGUUUUGUGGCGAUGGCAUGGUAGGAGAUGGACUUCAUUGCUGCUGUGCGGUGCAAUCCCUGCGUUCUAAGAUACUGUGGAUGAUUGUCUCCUGUCGGGUAUGAAUCAGUUUUAGUGGCAUUUUGGUUCCAGCAUUGCUUAGGGCAUUGGGUUGGGUGUGAGUUUUCUCUUGCUCACUAGUGAUGCAAUCAAAUGCGAAGGGUUGAGCCAGUGUUCGUUGAAUAAGCCGCAACGGUGUGGAUAGUUUUAGGGUCUGUUGUCCUCUGGUUUGCUUAGUUGAGUGGAGGAAUUCAGUAUUUAGUUUCAGGGCAUCCGGGACAUUGUGUGUUGUUUGUUUGGUUUCAGUAGCAAGAAAUUGAGUGAGUAGUGUGAGCAUCGAUAAGACUUGUAGUAAUGCUCAUUACGCAGUAUUUUGUGUUUUUUCUUUAUAUAUUUAUUUGGGGUGCGCUCUUAAAUUUCGCAUGCUCAGUUGUUUAGGCAGUUUUGGCAAUUUUGUUCAUUGGUAGGCUGUAGGUAAUCCCUCUGAAGAAUCAUUGUCUUAUUGAGUUCUUCCAAGCGGCGGAGGGCCUGAUAUCAUGAUCGACAUUUGGAAAAGUAAAUGCAAUUGCAGUGAACACUGAACCCUCGGAUUGGGGGGAGGCUGCAAAACAAUCUGACUAAUAUCCAAGAAAUGGGGAAGGUACAACGCGCUGCGGCAGAGAGAAAGAGGGACAGGGUGAAGCCGGUCACUGCACAAGUGGUGAACUGUGAAGCAAAUUCUUCAGUUGGGCAUGAAUCACCCAGGUUGCCGCUCGUGGUUGCUCUCAACUGUCUACCAGAUUGCUCUAUGGAAUCGGAGGCACUCAAAGGAGUGGUAAAGAUCGAGCAUGUGAACCUGGCGCAGAUAGCAGAGGGUAAGAUCGAGGCAGCAGCAGCUGUUCUGCUUCAUUCCUUAGCCUAUCUUCCUCGAGCAGCGCAGAGGCGAUUGCAGCCAUGGCAAUUGAUUCUGACUUUGAGCUGCGUAGACAAGAUGGUGGAUUCUGCCUUGGCAAAUGAACUAGGGUUGCAAUUACUGCAUGUGGACAGUGGUAGAGCAGAGGAGAUUGCCGAUACAGUGAUGGCCUUGCUGCUGGGACUCCUGAGGCACACACACGUAUUGGCCUCUCACGGGUAUGCGUCUGUAGGAUGGCUGGGUACCAUGCACUCCUCGUGUAGAGGAAUGCGUCGCUCCAAGGGAAUGGUCAUCGGCAUUGUGGGUGCCACCGGUUCUGGACGUGCAGUUGCAAGCCGAAGUCUUGCAUUUAGAAUGAAGGUCCUGUAUUUUGAUCCUGAUGAGGGGAAAGAGAUCCAGCGCAAGAGGGCAUUCCCUGCAGGGACCUACAAAGUAAACAGUUUGAAGGAGCUGCUCUCCUCUAGUGACAUUGUCUCACUUCAUUGUGCACUUACCAAUGACACUGUACAGCUGCUCAAUGCUGACAGUCUACAGCAUAUCAAACGAGGUGCGGUAGUGGUGAACACAAGCAGCAGUCACCUGCUGGAUGACUGUGCGAUGAAGGAAGCGCUCAUCAAUGGCACUGUUGCUAGCUGUGCCCUCGACGGCAUCGAAGGCCCACAGUGGCUCGAAGCUUGGGUGAGGGAGAUGCCAAACGUCUUGAUUCUUCCUCGCAGUGCUGACUACAGCGAGGAAGUGUGGGCCGAGAUACGGUCCAAGGCCAUCUCUGUGCUGUACUCGUUCUUUGUAGAUGGAGUUAUUCCUCCAAACAUAGCAGCAAACGAUGAUGAUGACGACGAUGAUGACGAUGGUGAUGAUAAGCAGAUCCAAGGUUUGACCUGGCACGAGGAAGAAAAUAAACAUAACAAGUCUGAGAAAAAUAAGCAAUCCAAACGAAGUGCAACAGAUUCAAACCAAGGAACUACCAACCAAAAAGGAUCGGCUCAAGAGUUUCGGAGCAAACAGCAGCAACUAUACUAUCAGGCCUGAAAAAAAUAUUUCUUCCUUCACACUGAACUUUGUAAGUCAGCUAUCCUCCGUCUCAAUCCAUGGUUCAGUUGCAGAAACUGCCGAUUUAUCAAUUCUUGUGGGUUCUCCAUCAACAGCCUCGGGAGCCAGCAAGAGAGGACGGCAUGACAAUUCUCUUUGCUAAAGCCACAAUUUCAUGUAUACUUAGCUAAUGUCCGACAGUAGUGAGUCAUGUGUAGGUAUGGCUCAGGCUUGCAAAAUGGUUUCACUGAGCAAAAUUUUGAUACCAGCAACUUCAAAGUGUUAUUUACAUCACGUAAUAUAGGUGAAGGAUCAUUCUUUCAUGUUUGAUUGCUUCUUGUGAGUCUUCAGUGAGCCGGUUUUGUGAGGCUGCUCUAUAUUUGCAGCUUGAUAGCAGGGUAGCUUUUGAUAUGGAAGAGGUCUAUACUUGGAGGAACUGUAGCCGUACAUACUUGCCUGUACUAUUGGUGCCACUCGUGAUGAUGCCACAGGAAUUGUGCACAUGUCGUGCAAAUCCAAGGUUAUAAUGUACCUAUUUUACAUGUUUCAAAUUGUCAUGUUGAACACUAUCAUGAAUAUUAAUUUUGAGUUUUUUAUUUUGAAUA